AUGUCUUCUAUCGGUCAACUACCAAUUGAGCUCCGUGUCCAUCCAAAAGAAUGGGAUGCGGGCCCGGCGUAUGAGCGGUAUCCUCUCUCCCUCAUGGGCCACAUCAUGCCUAAGAUCUACGUCCCGGUUGUCGAAGUCUUUGCCUUGCCAGAGACGAUUGAAGCCGAAGCAACUGUCCAGAACCUGACAGCCGGGUUGGAGUUUGCUAUAUCGCAGUUCCCCAUCCUUUCCGGUGUCUUGGAGAUGGACGCAACCACUGGACGGAUGUGGGUGGCUAGACGGCGGGACUCCACUGUUAGCCUACACGUCAAGUACAUGCUGCGUGAAGACGACUUUCCUAGCUAUAAGGAGCUGGCUGAAAAAGAUUUUCCACCAGGCUCUCUUACGGGUAGUCAGCUUCUUCCGGAAUUUGUCACAGCCAAACAGCUUCACUCUCCUCUUGGAGACAACAAUGAAGACGGAAUUACUGUCGCAGCCUUUCAGCUCAACUUCAUUCGGGGCGGCCUUAUUAUUGGCCUGGCAAUCCACCACUCUGUGUCCGAUGGCCCGGGAUGUGAUGGAUUCCUGACUACCUGGGCAGAGAACACCGUUGCAGCAGCAAAGGGAGACCCUUUCAUCCCUGCAAAGCAACAGUUUGGCAUACGAGGAUCUCCAUUGGAUGUCGAAAGCCCAACAAGCGAUCGAAUGGAGGAACUCAAAAGCAAACUUGCUGUUGUGAAGGAUGCUGGUGGCCCAAUGCCGCUACCACCAGCCGACUUCAAAAUGCCAUCCUUGGUUCCGCAAAUGUGGCACUUUGCGAAAAGUAAGACUGACCUUCUCAAGAAAAAGGCAUCUAGCGAAGGCGGUAGCUGGAUCUCCACGUAUGAUGCCAUCAUGGCUGUUUUAUGGAGCAGUGUUACGCGCGCAAAGCUGGAAAUGCUUCACCCAAAUUUGGAGUCCAAGGCAACUCUAGUUCAUGCUGUCGAUACCAGGAAAGUCUGGGAACCUCCGCUUUCCGAGCGUUUCAUGGGCGUCGGAACUUCCGCAGCACGUUGCGAGCCGUUGACAGUCAAGGACAUCAUCGCUCCAGGGAAUCUUCCCAAGCUAGCCACUGCGGUGCGAGCAUCGAUUACUGCCAUGACCCCACAGUACCUCAGCGGCCUGCUUCAGUGGAUUGCCGGACACGAAGACCAGCGAUGGCUAGAGAUCAAUGUCAACUCUUUCUUGGGUAUGGAUUUCGGGGGCUCCAGUUGGCAGGGAAUGAAGGUGUAUGAGACGCACGAUUUCGGCUUUGGGUUGCCCAGUGCGCUGAGGUGGCCAAGCCCGGCUUUAGAAGGCUUUGUGCUUCUGUAUCCCAGCCGAGCGGGGACUAGAGAUGCAAAGAAUGACGAAGGAAUUGAAGUGUGUGUUUGCUUGGAGGAGAGCUGUCAAAAAAGGUUGAUGGAAGAUCAAGUGCUUUUGGAAUAUGCGGAGCUGAGGGGAUUGUAA
This is a messenger RNA of Ilyonectria robusta, 1467 nucleotides long. Its product is annotated as transferase family-domain-containing protein. The transcript is spliced from 2 exons. The record is from RefSeq and is a predicted model, not a curated record. Lineage: Eukaryota; Fungi; Ascomycota; Sordariomycetes; Hypocreales; Nectriaceae. Bases 1 to 1467 code for a protein of 488 amino acids.